GGACAGUGUGUGAGUGUGUCAGGACGCGGUUUAGGGAAUCAGCAAUUGGACGAGAGGCUGCGCGUCACGCACGCGUCGCUAAACGCUCACUGCCGCGAUGAGACGCGUUCAGACGGGUUUGUAAUAUCCGGGUUGGAGGGGAGUGUCACUUUGAGAUUUCCAAUAGAAACACGCUGGAACAUUAGAGACAGGGAGAGAGACUGGGAGGAUGGCAUCGGUCAGAGGGAAGCGAAAAUCGGGAUAGACACGAAGAGCGCGAUGGAGAAGACGCAGUCCGCCGCUAAAGCGAGCGUCGAGAGAAGGGACGCGGGUCGGACGUGCUCGGCCUCGCUCGGUUCUCCCGGUCCGGGUGCAGCUCCGCUGGGGAAGAUCGCGCCGCUGCAGCCCGGACACAAGCGCAGGACAGAGGGAGUGCUCAGCAAAUACACCAACCUCAUCCAAGGCUGGCAAAACAGGUAUUUUGUGUUGGACUCGGAGUUGGCUCAGCUGCAGUAUUUUGUGAAUGAACAGGGGCGGAGCCAGAAGCCCAGAGGAUCUCUCCCUCUGAUUGGUGCAUCUGUAUUGUCCAGCGAUGAGGUGCCAUACAUGUUCAUUGUCAGCUCAGCCAAUGGGGAGCUCUUCAAACUCAGAGCGGUGGAUGCUACCGAACAACAGCUGUGGAUGACGCAGUUACAGGCCCUUACCAGACGCCACUCAGACAGCAGUGCCAAGAUGAGAAAACCCAAGGAUUGCGAUGAGCACCUGUGUGCUGACAAAACUCAGAAUACAUUGGAUGCACAGUGUUCAUCAGGUCGUGCACAGAGUUGCUCUCUUCUUCCUCAUGUUCCUCCGUCUUCCUCUCCUGGAUCUCAGAGACAUCAUCUGCCUCAUCACACGGCUCCUAGCAACAUCGUGACCAUAACGCACCACAAGUCGCCUGCAGCCGCCCGCCGUGCCAAAAAACAGUACCCAGAUCGCCUCCUGGAGGUCAAAGAGGUUAUGAGUCAUGCUGAAGGUCAGCAGAAGAGUCUCAUUCACUCCAUUGAGUCGUUGCCGAUGCGAGGACCCCUCUCCUGUCUGGAUCAAGACCUGCUACUGCUCAAAGCAACGUCUGCCGCCACCCUCAGCUGUCUCGGAGAGUGCCUGACUAUUUUACAGAAGAGCUCCGGACACCACAGCAAUGGUCAGACGUGUCACAACCGGGGCCUGACCUCUGACAAUGUACCUGUAUGGACGGUUCCAAAGUCACCCUCAGGAGAAAGUUUGAGGAAUGGUGGUGCUGCUACUCUACCCUCGACAGAUCACUCGCCCUCCCUCAGCAACAAAAACCUGCUGACGUUUCCGAAUACUGAGGACGGCAUGGAGGUGAUUUCUCCUGGUGAGGAGGUGAUGGAUUCAGAAGAUAAUGCUGAGGAGGAUCUUGGCAUGUUGGAGGAUCAGAGGAGUGUUAUUCUGCAUCUUUUGUCUCAACUCAAACUGGGCAUGGAUCUCACUCGGGUGGUGCUUCCUACCUUCAUUCUGGAGAAACGCUCUUUACUGGAGAUGUACGCCAACUUCAUGGCUCAUCCUGACCUGUUCCUGGCCAUCUCCACUGGCAGCACGCCUGAGGAGCGCAUGGUGCGAUUUGUCGAAUACUACCUGACCGCAUUCCACGAAGGACGCAAGGGUGCCGUCGCAAAGAAACCAUACAAUCCGGUGCUGGGUGAGACGUUCCACUGCUCCUGGGAGGUCCCACGAGACCAAGUCCACCCUCUAAGAUCUCACGGCCAUUCUCUUGGUUCAGAGGUGCGAGAGACAUGUACAGGGACCAAUCAGGAGGGAGUGGGGGCGGGGUCAGAAUGCUACAGAGUGCGUUUUGUGGCGGAGCAGAUUUCGCAUCAUCCUCCAGUGUCUGGGUUUUAUUGCGAGUGUGCGGAGAGAGGCAUGUGUGUGAAUACACACGUGUGGACCAAGAGCAAGUUCAUGGGCAUGUCAGUGGGCGUCUCCAUGGUGGGCGAAGGUGUGUUGUAUCUGCGGGACCACGGCGAGGAGUACGUGUUUACUUUCCCGAGUGCAUACGCUCGUUCGAUCCUCACCGUCCCUUGGGUAGAGCUGGGGGGAAAGGUCACGAUCAGCUGUGUCAAGACGGGAUACUCAGCCAGCGUCACAUUCCACACCAAACCCUUCUAUGGGGGCAAAGUUCACAGGGUCACUGCAGAAGUCAAGCAGAACUCCAGCGGUAUCAUCAUGUGUAAAGCUCAGGGCGAGUGGAACGGGACGCUAGAGUUCACCUACAGCAGCGGAGAGACCAAAGUGAUUGACACCGCCAAGCUGCCUGUCAUCAGAAAGCUGAUUCGUCCAGUGGAGAAACAGGGACGGACCGAAUCAAGGCGUCUUUGGCAGCACGUCACCAGAGCGUUGAAGGACGAUAAUGUCGAUCUGGCGACUGAACACAAGCACGUGUUAGAAGAAGACCAGAGAUCAGAGGAGAGACGGAGAGAUGCCAACAACAUGAACUGGAAACCCACUUACUUCAGCAAAGAGGAAGAUGGUUGGGUGUACAGAAACCCGUUAUGGAAGACACACUGAGAUGAGCUAAAAACACCUUUUGACCAGGCCAGGUUGAAAGACUGGAUCCUAUGUGCAGGAGAAUAUGGAUGUACAGAAAUCAAAGUGUAUAUAACAUAUGAACUUUUAUACACUGUAGAAAUGAUAUAUUAUUUUUCACAAUACCUAAC
This is a messenger RNA of Xyrauchen texanus (razorback sucker), 2696 nucleotides long. Its product is annotated as oxysterol-binding protein-related protein 10-like. Gene Ontology annotation, molecular function: cholesterol binding. The record is from RefSeq and is a predicted model, not a curated record. Bases 259 to 2547 code for a protein of 762 amino acids. The transcript has 13 exons. Gene Ontology annotation, cellular component: membrane; cytosol; intracellular membrane-bounded organelle. NCBI's taxonomy places the organism in Eukaryota, Metazoa, Chordata, Actinopteri, Cypriniformes, Catostomidae.